Molecule: messenger RNA, 3036 nt
Organism: Symbiodinium necroappetens
Lineage: Eukaryota; Dinophyceae; Suessiales; Symbiodiniaceae
Source: the annotation of a GenBank genome assembly
AUGCAGGAGGCAGAAGAUGCACUCGCCCCCCUGCUGAGAUGCCUUGCUGGCAUGUUGUUGCAGCUGGCCGUUUCCAAGCCCCGAGCCGCGCAGCUUUUUGCAGGACGACUGCAUCAGGCCGACCCCUUCCGGAAGCACGGGUGUUCUGUUGCGUGUUUUCAGGGGUUGCUUUGUGUCGUGGUUGGGGUUGACAGGAAGCUGGAGUACUACGCAGAGCACGGCCUUGUAGAUCACGGCAACGUCGCCGUUUGGGAGCAUGCUGGCAAGGCGCUCCAGGCGUCUUUCAUGUCGGAUGACGAGGAGGCCCGGCUCUUUCAGAUCCAGGAGCGCAUUCCGCUGUGGGUGUCCGAAUGUCUCCCGAUGGUAUCCAGGCCUUCGAGUGCGAUUGUACCAUUUGCUCCAGCACUGGAGGUGGAGGAGGGAAGCAUGCGCAAGAGCGCCUCCCAUGGCGGGCUUCCGCGGGAUCCAAAGCGCGAUCCAAAGCAGCGGCGGGCCCUUCUGCGCCACAUCGACUGCAUCAAAGCAGGCUUUCCGGAGAUCGUGUGCUUCGAGCAAACGGGUCAACGUCUCCGAGCCGAGGAUCGACACGCGCAGCUUUCUUCUGCCCUGCAGAAGGGAGAUGCCGAAAGUGUGCAGAAGCUUUGUGCCGUGGCGCUCUCGGAUCCGGCCCUGCAAGGGACGGAGCUCGUCUGCAGCUGCAAGAAGCUGCUGCGGCACCUCCUACACUUUCGCAAGCUCUUGAAGGAUGGCCGUUCCUUCCUGCAGGGGAUUCCCUGGGACUAUCCGGCGGAGCAAGUUGACAUCAACCUCGGUUUGCUGCGGAACUCCCAGUGGGGUCCCGGAGUCUGGGACGAGGACCUCGUGGCCAAAGCCAAGAUUAUGAAGGACGCCGAUCUGUUGAAGCUUUUGCGGUCCGUUCGGCCGUUAAACGACGAUGGCUCCCUGAAGACGCGCGUAGAUCUUCAUCGCUGCGUACGAGCCUGGUUGACUCUCACUGAAGCAGGCGUGUUAAGUGAACACCUCUCAAGGAUGAUUCUCUUGCGGCUGUGCGAAUGUGGCAAAGCGGGUGUCGCUUUGGGAUUGGCCCUCGCCGAGCCGUGGUUUCUUUUGCAAUACCACGGAACCACACAGAUGGCCUUCGUCAUGGAGGAGCUCUGGAAGCACCUCUGGAAAGGAGCGCAGCUCAAUAAGACGUCUGAGCUGAAGGUCGUGCCCAUCCUCCCAGGACGAGCCUCGGGGCUGGGUGAUCUUUCUGGAUAUGUACGAGCGCAACAGCGGGAGUUGCUGCUGAAAGGCCCGCCAGGUGUCCUGAGCACCGCGCGGAGAAUCUUGGAUUCAGAAGUGGGUGCUGCAGCGGAGCCGGGGCCUCGCGAUGCCGAAGCCGCCCGGCUGGCGACGGUGCUCUGCGUGAUCCCGACCCCUGCGCUGCUGAUUUUGGGGCAUCAAGGGCUCUUUCCGACGGUGCUUCAGCACUGUGCUGAAGCUCCGCUCGCAGCGGCGCUGCAGGUCUGCGCUGCGGCCGUCGGUCUCACACUCACCUGGUCUCCGAAGAGGUCCGAGUCCGAGGCCCUGCCAGAGCCGGCGGAGUCCGCGGAGUCCGCGGAGUCGGAGCCGAGAGUUGAAGAGUCGCCGAAGGGCUCCCCGAGGGGCUCCAAGGGCUCCGCGAAGUCCGCGGACGCCUUCGCGGACGCCUUGGGCGCGUCGCUCCUGGCGGCCGCGGAGCAGCUGCAGCGCAUCGGCUAUCCCAAGGAAGCGAGAAACCAGGAGCAGGCUGGCAUGAAGAUGAUCUUGUCAGCCUGUGCCAAGGACAUCGAGGACAAGAAACAGUUGACAAUUGAAGUCUCCUAUCCAGACGAGUUGUCCAAAGAUCUGCUGCACUCUGAUCGCGAUGCUGGAGGUCGUGUGUUGAAGCGUCAGAUGCAGCAUGCCCUCCUCGCCGGAAAUGCGGUGAGUGCCACGUCUGAGGUACUGUGGCAGCCUUUUCUGCACCGAGGGAGGGUUCAAAUCCAGGAGCUCACGGGGGCGCUGGAAUCGGUGCCAGAAGCAGGAGAUGCAAGGCCGAUGUACCAGAAGUCGCCGCCGGUUCCAGUGCUUUGGCACAUCUCGCCGGAAAACUUCCAGCGGCGCGUGUCGCGAUUGGACACGAGACAGCUGGUAUUGGCUCUCCGCUAUGCAGCUGCUGACGGCGCGGGCUUGUUGGCUGGUGGCAGCAGCAGGGACCCUGCUGCGCAGAGGGCACUCACUUCAGCGACCGGACAGCUGCCGCGCCGGCACCGAAGCCGCAGCCGCGCACAGCAGUUCGUUGGUGCCCUGCUGGAGGAGCUCGUGGAGAGGGUUCCAAGUUUGAGGCCAGCGCAGGCUUGCUCGGCAGUAAAGAGCAUCGCCUCGCUGAAAGCGCUUGCGGGCGCUCCGCUUGCAUCCUCAGUGCUGGAAGCGCUCGCGUCGGGCCCGCUCGCUGGGUGGAAGAUCGCCACGACUUUGAGACCUUGUGACGUGGCGCUGUUGCUGCAGGGUUGGUCGCAGCUCGCGGAGGAAGGGUCAGGUGCCCCGCUUGAAGCAGCUCGGCAUCUGCUCCGUCACGGCGCAGCGCCGAGGCUGCUGGCGCUCUCCAGCUGUGCCCUGCAGGAGGCCGGGGCGCCGCCGCCGACGCUCGGGUCGAUGUGCGCUGGUGCCGCGCAGUUGGCCAUCUGGCAGCGCUCGGAAGGCGAGGCAAUGGCAGUCUCAACGCGGAGAUGCGCGGAAGCACAGCUGCAAGAGCUGCGUGGCUUCGUGGGCCCGUCACCCUCUUCACACAAGCAGCCUGACAUCGCCUCCGGAUCCGGUGCGGAUGCUGUGAAGGUGCUGCGGACUGCGGCAGGGGCCGUCGAAGCGAAUGAAAAGGAAGCCGAAGGUGUCGAGCUGAGUGAUGGCGUCACCACGGGGGAGGCACAUGGUCUUGAUGAGCUUCUGCCGGAUCUGGUGCGACAGCUCGCAGCCGCAGAGCCUUCGGACCCGUACCAGUGGGGGCCCGACGUUUCGUGCCUUUGCAGCCUCUGA